This is a messenger RNA of Anguilla anguilla (European eel), 4316 nucleotides long. Its product is annotated as cerebellar degeneration-related protein 2-like. The transcript is spliced from 5 exons. Lineage: Eukaryota; Metazoa; Chordata; Actinopteri; Anguilliformes; Anguillidae. The record is from RefSeq and is a predicted model, not a curated record. The coding region runs from base 64 to 1458 and encodes 464 amino acids.
CGUCAAGUCGUCUUAUUGGCACACGGCUGAAAGGAGGGGUUGCCACGUUGCUACAGUUUGUGUAUGCAGCUGUACCCGGCAACCGCGCUCCUGGUCAGAGACAGAGUGUGUCCCAAGAGACUCGUUAAAAGCGGAAACAUAUGGAAUACAGUAGAUGCAGAUCAGCCCAAAAUGCUAACCGAUAUAAUUAUGGCGGAGGAAUUUGAGGUCAAAGAAGAUGGACCGUGGUACGACAGGCGCGAACUUGAACAUGAUCUGCGUCUGGCUGCGGAGCUGGGAAAGACGCUUCUGGAGCGAAACCACGAGCUGGAGGAGGGGCUUCAACACAUGUAUUCCACCAGUCAGGAGCAGCAGCAGGAGAUCGAGUACCUGGCCAAACAGGUGGAGCUCCUGCGGCAGGUGAACGAGCAGCACGCCAAGGUGUACGAGCAGCUGGACGAGGCAGCCCGGGACCUGGAGCUCGGCAACCAGAAGCUCCUGCAGGACAAGCGUAGCGCCCAGCACCGGAUACACAGGCUGACAGAUACCAUAGAUGGGCUGCAGGUUCACCUGGAGGAGCUACAAAAGCAGGUGGAGGACCUGCAGGUGUCCCCAUUGCACCACCCCAGUCCAGCACGGGUGGAGCAGAAACGCCUGGCCACGCAGAGCAUGUGCUGCCUGACACAACUGUACCGCACACACCUGCCCAGGUGUGGGGUGCACGACAGCAGCCUUGACGAUGACACCUGGUUGUCGAGGGAGACGAGCCUGACAGACGAGAACAGCACCCUUCAGCGUUCCAUACGCACCCUACGGUCACAGCUGGGGGCGGAGCGGGCGUGGCGCGAGGAGGUGGAGCAGGAGGCGGAGUCAGCAGCGCGAGAGAACGCCGAGCUGGAGCGACAGGUCGCCGAGCUGGAGGCCGCUUGCGGCCGGGAGCAGGUCCAGGCGCUGGAGGCGGAGCUAGAGGAGCUGCGGCAGCACUGGCGUGCCGAAGCAGGCGGGGCCGGGAAGGCCGGCAACCCGGCGGAGGACGCGCUGUUUGUACCGCUGGAGGAAGAGGCGGAGCCUGCGGAGGACGCAGGGGCCGAGGAGGAGGUUGGGCCGAGCGGGGGCGCCCGCGUCCCGGAGGGCGUUCUCCAGAGCUCGAGCGCGGAGGAGAUCCGCAGGGGUCACGACCUCACCUGCAUCCGCCGUGCGCGGGCCGCCAAGCGCCGCGGCGUGUCGCUGCUCAGCGAGGUCGACGCCCAGUACAGCGCCCUGCAGGUGCGCUACGAGGAGCUCCUCCGGCACUGUCAGCAGGGGCCGGAUGGGCGGAGCCACAAGGCAGUGCAGACCCGAGACCACUCCGCUGCAGUCACGCCUACCCAGUUCCCCUGCCUGGACGACGACUCCCAGCCGCCUGAGUACAGAGCUCUGUUCCAAGAGAUCUUCACCUGCAUCCAGAGGACCAGACAGGACCUGAGUCAGGCACAGUGACUGGUCCACAGUGUCUCUCACAGUGACCGUUCUACAGUGACUGUCUCACAGUGACCGUUCCACAGUCUCUCUCAGAGUGACCGUUCCACAGUGUUCGUCUCACAGUGACAGUUUCACAGUUAUGGUCCUGAGAGUGUGUCACUGUUUUCUUGGCUGCAGUUGAUCAGUGUUAAAAACAACAGUGAGCGACACCCCCAUUGUGAAUGCAGUAUCUCCGUCUCACCUGUAGAUGCCAACGCAGCUGUGGGUUGUUGUGAAGGCUUUGAGUCUAUGGAAGGCAAACUUAGGCUUAGGGUCCCAAACAUCUCUCCUUUCUGAGAGACCGGACUGAACCGGUCUGCACCCUGGACCCCACCCUGAAUGUGACCGCACCAUCCCCAGUCUCCCCCAGUAAUAACACCCCCUCCCCUUCCCUCCCCGACUCUUGCGUGCUGCUUAGUAGUGUUUAAACGUCUUCAUUACUAUAGCGGUGCCUAGCGGUUUCAUUUAUGCUAAUCUGCCUGUGCCAGUCCGUGUACUGCUUCAGGUCACAUGGUCACAUGGGGAACCAGUGGCAUUUAUUAGAUGCAGAUUCUUGAGGUGUUUAGUGCCGUUUGUAACUGUAAGAGCAUUAACAUGAAGUACAGAAUGUAGCUGUGACAACAUUACUCUAGAUAAUCUCGUUAAUACUCCAGAUAAUAUCGUAUGCGAUAGACAAGUAGUUGUAGCGUGUCUGAGUAGCGGUGUAGCAUAAUGAUUAAGGGAACUGGCCUUAUAACUUUUUGACUCCCAGAUGAGGCACUGCCAGUGUACUCUUGAGCAAGGUGCUUAAACUGAAUUCAGUAAUUCUGCUUCAGUAAAUAUCAAAUAUCCAUUUGUAUAAAUGGAUUGCAUGUAAAGAAUGUAAGUUAUGCAAGUCACUCUGGAUGUGAGUGUCUGUUAGAUGCCUAAAAAGUAAAUGCCUUCUUGUGCAGCACUGACCGGUCUCUAAGGCCGUGGGCUGGGCUGUUAUUAACUGUGUUUUCAGUGCAGCUGGAGCAGACACGCACCACACCCACGCUGUUACGCACUUUAGGCUAAUAUCGGCUGUCUUUUUGGGUGUGCGCUUUAUUUAUUUUUUGUGUACCUGCCCUCUUUAAUGAUUUACCAAUGUAGUUUAUGUUCCCAUUCACUAAUGUGAUGUAAAUGUAGCUAGCGCAAUUGAGAUGAGCUGUGUUAAUUUGCAGGUCUGAAUAAGUGUUACGUUUAUUUUUGUGCACUUCAUGUUGUGAAACCUGCCAAUUUGCAGAGGUGUGUAACGAGCAGAGAGGCAAGGCAGGGUUUGGAGGAAGAGGAUUAUGGGUACAGAAGCAGUCAGUGUGGCUGGGUGGCUCAUUGUAUUAGGAUACUGUUUCAGUGCAUAGAUGGGCCCAGCCAUCUGGAUCUGGUUUGGAACUUCUACUGCACCAGUGUCAACUGUGGCCAGCAGCUCUGCCAGGUAAUGUGUAAAUCAGAGCUGCUCAAUCCUGUUCCUGGCGAUCUGCUGUCCUGUAGGUUUUAACUGCAGCCCUAAGAAAGCACACCUCAUUCAACAGCUAGAGAUCUCAUUAAGCUGCUAAUCAGUAGAAUCAGGUGUACUAAAUUAGGAUUGAACUGAAAACCUACAGGGCAGUAGACCUCCAGGAACAGGGCUGGGCAGCCCUGGUAUAAGUGAAAGCCCAGGCCGCUUAUCGGCUGCCCAUAAACGACACCUAAAAAGAACCUAACCGCCUACUGGCCGUUAAAUUAUUGGGGAUGGGUUGGAAAGGAUUCCUUGCAGUGCUGACAGACCCGCUCUUUGUUCCCGCCUACCCCUGCCUCGCCUCAUUUCAAAUGCAGAAAUUUCUCUGGGCAUCAGAAGGCCAGGCUGCUUUUCUGCGUGUAGAUAUAAAGUUACCAGACUGGUCCAGUUUGUUCAAAGGAAAGGAAAAAUGCACUUGUGUGGGAGAAUGGAGCUGUUCUUGAGAAGAAAACCUGAAUGUAAUUCCAUACCCAAGAUACGUUCCUGAGAGUCUAGAGCUUCACACAGCCAUUCCUGCAGACUGAAUGGCAAACGUCAGUCCACAUAUAUGUUAGGCUCCAAGGAGCCCAGUAAUUAGAAACUCUCAAAGAGAUUUGGCAUCAGAGAGGGUAAAUACUUGGAGAAUGUUUCCUGAUGACUCAGUUCUUACUUAGUGAUGCUUUUCUUUCAAACUAUUUGUUUCUGGUUUCUGGUUGACGCUAAUAUCGCUUCUCAUUACCAUGCUACACUGUUCAUUUUGGCUGAACAAGCUGAGGAAAUUCACAGGCCAGCCAGUUCACAUUUUAAUGCAUAAUUAUUACUUUUUUUUUUUUUUUGAUGACAUAAACCCUCAAGACUAGCACCUGUAUUGGUGUGUACAAUGGAGCUUUGAUGGACAGGGGAGGGAGAAAUGGCCAGCUGUGUUAAUCUUAGUCUUUAUAAACUGUUGGCACUCAUAUCACUCAGGGUAGAGUCCACUGACAUCAUACCCUGAGUUCACACAUAAAAGUGGUCCGUCCACACCCAAUGACUCCCUGGAAGUCCCUCUAGCUGCUGUCCCAGCCUAAUCUUGUUUUUAAAGAUGUCUGGGACACAGAAUUAAUUUAUUGCUAUUUAUUUUUUGUUUUGUAAAUAACAGAUGUAUAUGACUUCAGUAAUGGAAAACGAGGCUUUAGAAAAAAAUUAAACAUGCAUGGUAUAGCUUAGCAAAGAUGCUAAAGAAGUUAUUUGAUAUCCAUGUGUAAUUUGAGGAUGGAAAGCUUUUAAGGUUAUUGAACUGUCUGCUGCCAGAGUCUGUUCUACACCUUACAGGUGCAUUUGCUGUCAGGUUAUGACCAGUAAACACAUGUGUGAGUCUUUA